Paramecium sonneborni is the source of this 411-nucleotide messenger RNA. Lineage: Eukaryota; Ciliophora; Oligohymenophorea; Peniculida; Parameciidae. The record is from the annotation of a GenBank genome assembly.
AUGCAACCAAAUGAACAUUAACAAUUUAAGAUUCAAAAUCAGGAAAGAAAUAUGAAAUGCAAAUUUCUAAUCAUUUUAUUAAGGCAAGUGAUUUAGAACCUGUCGAUUGCGUAUAUUUUGCAUUCAUACAAGUCAUCUAAAAUUAUUUACAUUGAUGGAGAAAAUGGCAUUCUUGAAAAUUGAGGUUACUUCAUCGAGAAGCCAAUCUAGCUUUAUGGGGUUAAAAUAAUAUAGAUGUAGUGUAUUUUGCUAUAUUCUUACAAUAGGAGUAAAAAUCAAGGAAAAAGUAAAUUCACUGAAUAAUUGGAUCAAUAACAACUAAAACAUCACUUGAAUAUAAAAAUAGAAUAAGAAGAUAACCAAAUCAACCACAUUAAUAAUUAGGAUAUGUUGAAAAUUGUCAAUAUAUGA